CGUAGCGACGUGCUCGUGCGGGAGACUGAGCCGUCCGUUGUGCUCUGUUCUGAUUGGCUGUGGGGGAGAUAUUUACGGAAGUAGUUUAUUUAGAUAGAAAGGAUAGUUUUCGACCUCGUCUUAAUAUGCAGACACCGCAGCAUGUAUUUGACCUAAACACGGAUUUGUCUAAGUCUCGUGGGACAACUCGUGUUCUUGUUGGAGUGACGGGAAGCGUUGCGGCAUUGAAACUGCCUUUUUUAGUAUCCCAGCUUCUUCAUCUCCCCGGGGUGGAUGUAAGAGUAGUCACCACGGAGCAUGCCAAGCACUUCUACAAUCCCGCAGAGGUUUCUGUAAAAAUCUACAGUGACAAAGAUGAGUGGGAGCUGUGGACUCAGAGAACGGAUCCUGUGUUGCACAUUGAGCUACGGCGAUGGGCAGACCUUCUGGUCAUUGCCCCGCUUGAUGCCAACACUCUUGGAAAGAUUGCGAAUGGAAUUUGUGACAAUCUCUUGACAUGUGUGGUAAGAGCCUGGGAUACCAGUCGUCCUCUCCUGUUCUGCCCUGCAAUGAAUACUGCCAUGUGGCAGCAUCCCAUUACAGACCAGCAGGUAUCCAGGCUCACAGAGUUUGGAUAUGUGGAUGUCCCCUGUAUUUCUAAAAAGCUAGUAUGUGGAGAUGAAGGUAGGGGGGCCAUGGCAGAGGUCUCAACUAUUGUCAGUGUUGUUAAUCAGUAUCUUCAGAAGCCAGAUUAGACAUUUUCGAAAACAUGUUCUUAACAUUGUACAGCAGGCGGCAAAAUAAAUAUUGAUAAAGCAUGAUGACCUCUUCAAAAUGACUUCAUAUCUAAAGCUCUGAGGACCUACACACCCAUUCAAAAUCCACAGUUUUUAUCCAUUGGAUCUCUUUUUUUCUUGGGAUUGUGUGGGUAUACGGAUCACUAGUUUUUGUGUCUGGGCAACAUGUAAAUGUGUGAAAGUUAUUUUUAUCUGCAGAUUCGUAUUAGUGUUCAUUAAGCUUACUGUAAUAAUAUGCUAUUUCUACACUUGUCUGCUGGAAUUGGUUGAACAAAAAUAAAAAUCCAUGUGAAAAAAAUUACUUCUCACU
This is a messenger RNA of Pungitius pungitius (ninespine stickleback), 1086 nucleotides long. RefSeq names its product phosphopantothenoylcysteine decarboxylase (gene ppcdc). The coding region runs from base 126 to 734 and encodes 202 amino acids. Gene Ontology annotation, biological process: coenzyme A biosynthetic process. Gene Ontology annotation, molecular function: FMN binding; phosphopantothenoylcysteine decarboxylase activity. Gene Ontology annotation, cellular component: phosphopantothenoylcysteine decarboxylase complex. NCBI's taxonomy places the organism in Eukaryota, Metazoa, Chordata, Actinopteri, Perciformes, Gasterosteidae. The record is from RefSeq and is a predicted model, not a curated record. The transcript is spliced from 5 exons.